Chlorella variabilis is the source of this 1908-nucleotide messenger RNA. RefSeq lists its product as hypothetical. Lineage: Eukaryota; Viridiplantae; Chlorophyta; Trebouxiophyceae; Chlorellales; Chlorellaceae. Gene Ontology annotation, cellular component: extracellular region; elongator holoenzyme complex. Gene Ontology annotation, biological process: tRNA wobble uridine modification. Bases 1 to 1908 code for a protein of 635 amino acids. The transcript is spliced from 12 exons. The record is from RefSeq and is a predicted model, not a curated record. Gene Ontology annotation, molecular function: chitin binding.
AUGGCGCACCUGGGGCUGGCAUCGCACGACCUGCACGGCUCCAUCCUGCUGCGCGACAGCCUGGACCUGCAGGCCUCCUUCCUGCUGGCCCAGCUGAUAAAGACAGCGCUGGAGGGAGGCGCCGAUGCGGCGGCGCAUGUCGGCCCAGCGGCGGCGCCCGCCGCUCGCUGCCGCCGCCGCGUGGUGCUUCUCGCUGCGCAGCAGGCAGCCUCCCACUACGCCCAGGUGCUGCGCAAGGCGGGCCUGCAGGUGCCCGCGCUGCUCGCCAGCGGCCAGCUCACGGUCCUCGACCUGCUGCCCUCGCUGGGCUCGGGCCUGCCGCCCCUCCACGCCCUGCACCGCCAGCUGGCGGCGGCGGUGGCCAGCGGCGGCGGCGGCGGCGACGGCGGCGGCGGCCACGCGUGCCUGGUGGCUGAUGACCUGUCGAGCCGACAGGACUGGGAUACCUUCCUGCACGCCUGCAUAGUGCUGGGCCAGGCCCCCGGAUGCUGCUUCAUUGGGCUAGCGCACGGCGACGUGGCGGCAGGCGAGGGGUGGCUGGCACGGCUGGAGCACGCAGCCACGCUGGUGCUGGAUGUGGAGCCGCUGGAGCCGGGCAGGCCGGGCGCUGGCAGCAGCGCCGGCAGGCUGGCCAUCACUCGGCGGGAUGCAUGCCAGGCGACGGCAGCCGCGGCGGCAGGCCACGGCUUCAUGACCGCGCCCGUGGCGCGCAACGUGCUGCGCGGCGCGGCCUGCGGCGUGGGCUGCCCCCACUGCUGCAACUUUGGGGGCCCCGGCACCAGCUCCGCCGGCGGCCGCCUGACGUGGCCCGCCUCUGCAGCACCCGCCUGCGGCACCCUGGAUCUCAACACCGCCGGCCCCGUCAUGGGCAGCAAUGCGCCCGGGGCAGUCAUCAAGCUCACCAUCUUCAUCUCGGCGCAGCACGGUGGGCGCCACCUGUUCCGCCUCUGCCCCGGCCCCGACGCCACCAAGCCCUGCUUCACGCAGCACACGCUGCAGCGGGUGGACGGCUCCGGCCCCUACGUGUGGACCCCUCUUCAGGGCGGCCCCGUGCCCGAGGCCGAGUACAGCCAGGGCGUGCGGUCGGGAGUGAGCGGCGAGCUGUACACCUGGCGCUUCCGCCUGCCGGAGGGCGUGGCCUGCGAGCGCUGCGUGCUGCAGUGGUGGUGGACGACUGCCAACAGCUGCCGCGUGCCAGGUGCGCCGGGCUACGUUGGGGGCGACCCAGGCAUGUCAAUGUGCAACACGCCAGGCCCCUUCCCAGAAGAGUUCUACAACUGUGCCGACAUCCGCAUCGCCCCCGGCGGGUCGGACGCCGGCGACGCGCCCUGGCGCCCCUGGCCGCAGUUCCCGCUGCCGGUGGCGCUGCAGCAGGAGCUGGCGCGCGGCAGGACGGGAUCCACGGCCGAGCCUACCACCGCCGAGUUGCUGCAGAUGCAGCAGCAGGCUGGGCAGCAGCAGCAGCAACCGCAGCAGCAGCAGCAGCAGCAGCAGGCGGGUGGGAUGGGCCCCCGCCCGCGUGUGGGGCCCAUCCUGGGGCCGCCAGACGGCCUCCCCGCCGACGUGCUGGCUGCCCUGGCCGCCCUGCGCGGCACCGUGGACGAGCCCUGGGCCACGCACCUUUGCAGGGGGUAUGGCAAUGGCGUCUCCGCAUCCGGCCGCUACUUCUCAGUCCAGCGCGACUGCUCCCUCUUCCUGACCUGCGGCCCCUCCGAGGGCUGGAUCCUGGCAUGCCCCCAGGGCCUGCUGUGGGACGACACGCAGAAGAGCUGCAACUUCCCCGCCCUCACAGAGUGCGGCAGCCGCCCACCCCUCCCUGCACCGCUGCGAGAGCGGGAGCUUUGUUAUGUGCCUGGAGCAGACAUCCGCAAGCCACAGGGCAUUGCAUUGUCAAUUGUGGCAUUCUGA